Messenger RNA from Coprinopsis cinerea okayama7#130, 681 nucleotides. RefSeq lists its product as hypothetical. The record is from RefSeq and is a predicted model, not a curated record. Lineage: Eukaryota; Fungi; Basidiomycota; Agaricomycetes; Agaricales; Psathyrellaceae. The transcript is spliced from 5 exons. The coding region runs from base 1 to 681 and encodes 226 amino acids.
AUGAGGCUCACAGCUGUUACGCUCGCCGCCGUGACUCUCGUGGCCACAAGGGCCCAAGCAGCUGUGAUCGAGGCAAGGGCGCCUUUCAAACAUCUUUUCCCUCGUCAGUCCUCUAUCUGUACCACGGAAUGUUCGACGUUCAACAACGCGCUCGAUGUCUGCACGACAACCAGCUGCUUGUGCACACGAGCUGUCGCAAUAAGCCUGGACAGAUGUGUUAACUGCUACUGGGAGAACGGCCCUACCCAGGCUGUUCUCAAUGCAGCAAACGACUUGAUCGACUCCUUCGACGAGGCAUGCGCGGCAUUUGAUUAUCCCCCUAUCUCCGUCACGACAGGUUCGACUGGCCCGACAUCCCGACCUUCGUUCCCCAGCACCUCCAGCGACCUUCCUGUCACAUCCUCUAGCUCCGACCUUCCCGUUACUCUCCCCCCUCCAUCUUCCUCAAGGAGCAUCCCAAAUGUUCUCCCUACCGACGAUGACGAUCUCCCAGAGCCUACGCAGACUCGAGUAACCAACCAGGUCACUAUUCGUCCUUCCGAGACUGCAGGUGUGCCGGGUAUCGACUCGGGAGACGAUAAUUCCGAUGUCCCUGAUAUUCUUGGAGCUGCUGUUGCCACCAGCGCUCAACCAGUCGUGAUAGUCCUUGCCGCUCUGAGUGCUGCCGCAUUGCUUUUCUAG